UUUACAAAGUUUUCUUUGGUGAAUAAUAUAUUUUGCGUGCUGUUGAAGUAUUGUUUUAACGUGUAUAUAAUUUGUUAUUUCUGGUAAGUCGACAACAAAACAAAAUUACAAAGUCCUUAUUAAAAAUUACAAAAAAACAUACCUUUUACUAUAUUAACUAAAUAGUAAAAUCAUAUUUGUGUGCGAUGAUGUUUGCGUUGAAAGAGUGUGGAUAUUUGACAAAUUUAUAUAUGCUAACAUAUAUUGUUCAUUGAAAAGUUUAGUUAUAAAUAUAUAGUAAAAAAAAACCAGAAAAAAAUAAAAGUUUUCAGAGCAAGUCUCUGAAAUUAUGACAAAGCACUGUUUUUAAGUUUGUAGGUGUCUUACAAAAACAAAAAUGAUACUCGCCGAUCGCUUUAACUGGGGUCAAAUAACCAGUUAUUAGAAAGGUCAAUAUUAUAAAUUAAAGGAAUAACAAUGAAGAAUUUAUUGGACGUGAUGUCAGUUCAAAAACGAUCUGAAGCGAAUAAAAUUCAGAAACAGAAACCAACAGAUUAUCGAAAAGUGGAUAAGCCUGGUGUUGUGCCACGUUUCCUAUUUGAAUGUGCUAUUAAACUGCAAAUUAAGCCACUGACCUCAGCAAGUGCAGCUAUAAUUUUUCACCGCUUCUUUAAAGAAGUAUCAAGCAGUGAUUACGAUGAAUAUCUUAUUGCUGCUUCCGCAUUAUACCUAGCAGGAAAAAUUAAGGAUGAUCCUGUGAAAAUCCGAGACGUUAUUAAUGUUACACAUAACACCUUAAAUCGUGGGACACCACCACUAGAACUAGGAGAUGAAUAUUGGUCGAUACGUGAUGCCAUAGUCCAAGCGGAGUUGCUAAUCGCUCGCACUUUGAAAUUUGAUUUGAAUAUUGAACAUCCACACAAGUAUUUGCUUUACUAUAUGAAAACGCUGCAAUCUUGGUUAGGUCAUACUAUUUGGUCAUCAGUACCGAUAGCAAAAUCAGCAGCUUCGUUUCUUCAAGAUUUUCAUCACAGCUUAAAAAUCCUAAACCACAAACCAUCACACGUUGCAAUAUGUUGUCUGUCUUUAGCAUUACAAUCGUAUGGCAUUCAGGUCCCACUUGCUGAUGAAUCCGAUGAAGCAUCCAUGUGGUAUACGCCAUUUGUGAGCGAUUUGACAAAAGAAAAACACUGGGAAAUUAUUGAAGAUAUAAUAGAGACUUAUAAGCAAGAAAGCGAAAUCAAUUCUGUUUGAAGGAAACUACUGAAUUUAUAUCUAAUAAGCAUAGAUACUUACGUUUGAGUAAUAUGUUAAAUUUGUGAUAAGGAAAUUCUUCAAGCUAUAAAAUUGGCUAUGGUUUAUUUCUGCCUCGUAUUUUAGUUUACUUCCAUUGAAACUGAAUUCCAUUGACAUUUAAAGUAUACCUGCAUACCGACCUUAUUAAACUAUGCAUGUAUCAUGAUAACUUGUAAGUUUAAUUAAA
Messenger RNA from Bactrocera oleae (olive fruit fly), 1462 nucleotides. It is a transcript of the gene koko, whose product is annotated as cyclin Q. Gene Ontology annotation, cellular component: nucleus. The record is from RefSeq and is a predicted model, not a curated record. Gene Ontology annotation, biological process: regulation of transcription by RNA polymerase II. Lineage: Eukaryota; Metazoa; Arthropoda; Insecta; Diptera; Tephritidae. Gene Ontology annotation, molecular function: cyclin-dependent protein serine/threonine kinase regulator activity.